AUCAUAACAGCUUAAAAAUGAUUUUUUUAAAUAUCAAUUGAAUUUGUUUCUACGCUAACACCAAGUUAAUUCGAAACCAAAAGGCUAAACUCACAUGCUGGUGACAUAAAAACUGCACAACAGAAUAAACUAAUCAGCAAUAUUAUAUCUAAUAAUCUGUGCUUCGUAACAAACCCACAUUGUAUCACCUCCAUUACUCUUUCUCUCACUCUCUCUUCUUCUUCUUCUUCUUUUACCUAAAUCUUUUUUCAUUCAAUUUCUCUAUAAAUCACAAUCCAAAGAAAUGAAGUAUAAGUGCCAUCUCAAACUAUGAAAGAGUGAAAGAUCACAAAUAGAGAUAUAAAGCACCUCCAGGAAUUCAUUUUAUAAAUUCGAUGGGGGAAUCACCUUCGUCUAGACUAUUAAAAGUUGUUGUGAACAUCUACAGUUGUUGUAGUACUCGGUUUGGAUUCUGAUAAGCUAUUUUAGAAUGGAUAAUUCAUUUCAGAAUAACAUUAUUUAAAUACCUGUUUUAACGUGCCAAUAUUAAAAGAGAUCUGCAUCUGAAAAGGUAUUCUUAAAGCCUAUAAUAGUUCAUCUUGGGGAUUACACUAAUGAGUACGUAUUAAAGCCUGCAAAUGCAACUAUGUCUUGGGCAUCUAAACAGGCAUUAAAAAAGACAUUAAUAGUUUUAAAAGCAUCAACCAACAAUCAACAUCUAAUAUUGUGAACCAAAAACUCUAUUGUCUCAAACAAAGAACAUCAGUCAAUUCAGAUCUUAGAGUAUUCACCCAAUUUCAGUCAAGAAAAGAUGAGGAAGAUAACCAAGUCUACUACAAUUGGGAAGCAACACAGAAAGUUUCAAACAAGUGAAGAUGAUUUGAGUCAUCAGCCAUUUAAAUUGCCGCGUAUUAAUGUGUCUACAAGUCAACGUGGAGCACCUUUCAGAGAUAUAACUAAUGUUGUGGGAAGUAGUUCAUCUUCUCGGAAUAACACAUUUCAAGUGAAUGAAUCAUGUCCCUCACAAGAUCAUAUAAUUCACACAAGUAGUAAUAAAAUGUUAGAUUUUAUAGAUUUAACGGAUGAAGGCUUUGCCGGAGUUCAUGCUCAAAAGUCUAUGAUUGCACAAGCUUUGAGUAGUAAAAGUUUCACUCCUGAAAUGAUGACAAUUGAUCCACUCAUUAUUAACUUAGAAGAAGCAGAAGAUAGCAAUCCUCUUCCAUCAAGUGCUUGCGAUGAAAGAUUACCUACUACACAUGAUGGCACAUUGGCUUCCUCAAUAAUGGAUUGCAAUCCAAUUCCAUCAGAUAUUGAAGAAGAAUCUGAAAAUUCUGACGAUGAUUCGACAGCUGAUAUGGAGGAGUUUUGCUCUUACAGUGCAACAAGUGGUAUGUGUCCUAAUUUGAACCCAAAAAAAAAUUAGAUUGAUUUUUUUUAAUUAAAUUUAUUGAUACAAUUUAAGAAGACUUUAAAUAUCCUACUCAUAAACUAUCUUUUUUUUUUUUUUUGGCAGAAUAUUGGGAUAUUGGUGACCCAAUAUAUACAUGUGAACAUUGUAAAGCAUACUUCUGGUUUGAAGAACGAUUAAACAAAAGUUACAAGUCCAAAACCCC
Molecule: messenger RNA, 1592 nt
Organism: Salvia miltiorrhiza (redroot sage)
Lineage: Eukaryota; Viridiplantae; Streptophyta; Magnoliopsida; Lamiales; Lamiaceae
Exons: 6
Coding region: 791-1402 (203 amino acids)
Source: RefSeq, a predicted model, not a curated record